This is a messenger RNA of Lineus longissimus, 1971 nucleotides long. RefSeq names its product influenza virus NS1A-binding protein homolog A-like. The record is from RefSeq and is a predicted model, not a curated record. Gene Ontology annotation, molecular function: protein binding. The transcript has 7 exons. NCBI's taxonomy places the organism in Eukaryota, Metazoa, Nemertea, Pilidiophora, Heteronemertea, Lineidae. The coding region runs from base 237 to 1454 and encodes 405 amino acids.
CAUAUCAAUAAAAUAAGUUUGGUAGAACACCAGCACGAAAAAGUAUUGGAGAAUAUGGUGAUGUUAUAUCUAUCGUGAUAUAGCCUGGAUUCGAAACCAUUAAAGGACUGUGGGUUCCUAAUGAUGAUCUCCCCAAGAGUGAGUCGUCGCAACAUUGUUAUUUCACUCGUUAUUUCUCUCAAUAGAUUGGAAGAUGAGUGGAAGUACGUUCUCUGACACCCCCUGUCGAAUCUAAUAUGGACACGUGCCAGUGGGACAAUGAGCACCACCUAUUGGUCAUCAACAGGACCGGAAGUGGAGAGAUAUUUCACCUUCCGGUAGACGAAACACACUCUUAUCUGUUAAAGGGGAAACCUACGGUGGAGGAAUGGGAUGCUACCUCACGUGUCUCAGAUUUUGGUGUGGCUGUUUGCGACGGAUGUUUGUACAUCAUCGGAGGAUUUAAUAAGAUAGAUAAGAAAUAUCUCAGCAGGGUCAUGUGUUUCGACCCCCGAUAUUCGGUAUGGACGGAAAAGAAAUCACUGCUAGCCCCGCGGGCCAAGUUCUCAACCGCUAUCUUCGAAGACAAAAUCUACGUAGCGGGUGGCGAGAAGGGGCCCGGUAAAUACACUGCCUCAACCGAGAGCUACAACCCUGCCACCAACGAAUGGACCAAGUCAGGGAUGCUGCCAGAGGGGCGCCUCUACCACGACAUGUCGCCAGUGCUAUCCUAUCUGUGCACCUCUGGAGGCAUCAACAUGGGACAAGUCAACGACAAUAUUUGGUUAUACGAGCGUCACAACUGGACGAAUCUCGACGACGACUACCCCCAGACUCUCCAGUGGCCCACCUACAAGCACUCCAUGCUUACUAUUGACGAUAGGGUCUACUUCAUAGGAGGCAUACAGGAGAAGGAAGACGACCGAGGAAACAAAUACCAAGUCGCCAGCACGUCUGUUCAGUCAUUCCGCCCGGUCGUACCGGUGACGGAGGAGACGGACCUCAAAGACGACAACAAAGAUGACAUCCCCGAAGAGGAGGAAGGGAGCACCUACGGGCUGCAGGAGGACCUGAUAUGUCCCUGGGAGCGGCAUCCCUCACUGCCUAGACUGAAACAUGGGCGACAUAGUUCGGGGGCAGUGGUGCUAGGAUCAACAAUCCACGUGUUCGGAGGCACUGAUAUGAAUGGUGAAUGCGUCAGACAGGGCGAAUGCAUAGACCUGGAGACGAGAAAGCGGGAGGAAAGUGUAUUUAUCAGGAAAGGCAAUGUGGCUGACGUAGUUUGUGCAAUCUUGCGAUACGGACCGGAUAAAUCGAGCUACGAAUUACAAAUUCACUCAAACAUAUCACACAGGGAUAGAGACAGCAAUACGGAUAGAGACAGUAAAAGCACAGAUAAUAAUAGUGAACGAAACUCAGACCGAUCUCAUAGUGCGGGCAGUGUGCUGCAACCGAAGGGCUGGAUAAUGUGGUGACGACGGACCAUUAUUGAUGACCCUCCACGGGCAAAAGAGCGUACUCGUGGUACAUUUACAUUAGUUUGGCGGGACUUCUAAUUUGAUGAGGCUAUAGAUACAAUGGAUUUCAUUUAGGGCGUUUUCGUCCCGGUCACAACCACGGGAUGGAAUACACUCAGCCUUAUUGGCGGGCACUUCAAAUUCCCCGCCGGCGUGGUUAGUGGGAAGCGGAACUGUCUUCUAAAGAAUAAACGCAGUGAAGAGUGUAAACGUUAUUGUUUUCCAUAUUGAGCGCAACUCCCAAUUUCUCUGUGUUUUAUUCAAUUUCAUAAGGCGGACAAUCCGAGUGAUCGAACUGUCACCGCACCGGUCUCAGCUGAAACGGUCUUUCAUUAUAAAAACAUGAACGGAACGAAAUCGGCCGCCCCGACGCGCGCGCAAAGCCGACGGUGGCGAGUAUUGUAUAUGAUAAAAUCACAUGUAGCUUUCAUUGUAGUAUUGUAAAGUAUUUAUAUGAUAAAUAUAAAAUAAAUCA